This is a messenger RNA of Dendronephthya gigantea, 2876 nucleotides long. Its product is annotated as ATP-binding cassette sub-family G member 4-like. Bases 68 to 2119 code for a protein of 683 amino acids. Gene Ontology annotation, cellular component: plasma membrane. NCBI's taxonomy places the organism in Eukaryota, Metazoa, Cnidaria, Anthozoa, Malacalcyonacea, Nephtheidae. Gene Ontology annotation, molecular function: ATP hydrolysis activity; ABC-type transporter activity; ATP binding. The record is from RefSeq and is a predicted model, not a curated record. The transcript is spliced from 13 exons.
AAGUGCACGAGUGUUCCGAAGGAUAGACGUAUGAAUAUCCAAAUACUUGUCUGGAGCGUGCGCAAACAUGAAAAUUUGCUUCAUUUGCAUUUAUCAACACACAAACCACGCAUCAAUAUCGACGACGUUGCAUGCGGAGAGGAAGAUGGCGGUUGAAUGGCACCGAUCAAACAGCUACGAAAAUGCCUUGGCCGACGACUGUGCCCUUGCUACUGAGAAACUCUGCCCUUCCGUAACCACAGUAUGUCGUGUUUCAAAGUCCAAGAGCAAUACAGUACGAAUCUCGCCGGAACAGGAUGUUUGGAAAGCUUGUACACGAGAAUUAUUCCUCGAGUUUAUCAACCUUACGUACAAAGUAAAAGUGGCAAGAUGUGAGUACAAACAAAUUCUGCAUGGUGUCUCAGGGCAAUUUCGCACAGGAGAAUUCAUUGGCAUUCUAGGACCUUCAGGUGCUGGGAAAACGACACUGGUGAAUAUUCUUGCCGGCUACAAGAGUAAUGAAGCCGAUGGCACGGUACUUAUCAACGGCAGACCAAGAGACUCGGAUGAAUUUCGCAAGUUAUCAUGUUUCAUCAUGCAAGACGACAUUUUAUUGCCUUAUUUGACAGUACUGGAAUCCAUGAUGGUCUCAGCUUCACUCCACCUGAAGAAAGAUCUAAGACAAGAUGAAAAACUGGCGAUAGUACACAGCAUACUCAAUCAACUGGGCUUACUUGAGUUGUGCAAUACACGAUGCAACGAUAUUUCAGGGGGACAACGUAAGAGGCUGGCUAUCGCCUUAGAACUGGUGAACAACCCCCCAGUUAUUUUUCUUGAUGAGCCAACUAGUGGCUUAGACAGCGUGUCUGCAUUCCAGUGCAUGAACUUACUCAAAACUCUCGCUUCGAACGGUCGUAUUGUUGUGUGCACUAUACAUCAACCAAGUGCAAAGUUAUUUGAAAGAUUUGACAAACUAUAUUUGUUGGCUGAAGGUAACUGCUUAUAUCAGGGAACCGUUGAUGGCCUGCUACCAUAUAUGAAAAAGCAAGGUUUUCACUGUCCAAACUAUCAUAAUCCAGCUGACUACGUUAUUGAAGUUUCAUCCGGUGAAUAUGGUGAUGUAGUUCCACUUCUAGUAAAGGCAUGGGACGCUCACGUUGCGGAAAAUGUGUCCCAGGGAAGUUCGACGAGCAGCAGUUCGAGCUCGAAUUUCAAACAGAUGAUGGUCUCGAUGCUCCCUUGCACUAUGAAAACUGAAAAUAAAAGUAUAUUUGGCGGAGUAAGCCAACUUUCACAGUUCGUGGUUUUGUUCAAACGAGCUCUGCAAUCCCUGAUCAGAGACAGAUUGUUCACUCACCUUCGUGUCGUCUCAAUAACAGCAGUCGGCAUCCUGAUUGGUUUGUUAUACCUUGGAAUUGGUAACGAUGGCAAUAAGGUUUUCAACAAUACUGGUUGCUUGUUCUUCUCUUUGCUGUUCCUGAUGUUCACAUCACUCAUGCCUACGGUUCUCACAUUUCCAUCAGAAAAGCUGAUAUUUAUCAGAGAACAUCUUAACAACUGGUACAGUUUAAAGUCGUACUACUUAGCAAAAACAAUGGCCGACCUCCCCUUUCAGAUCGUAUUUCCUGUGAUCUAUUGCCCUAUUGUGUAUUUCAUGACUGACCAACCGUAUGAGGGAAUGCGAUACUGGCAGUUUUUGACUAUAACCAUACUGACGUGUCUUGUUGCACAAUCUAUUGGGUUGCUGAUUGGAGCUGUUGCCCCCAGUUUGUCGACUGCUGUUUUUGUCGCCCCGAUAACGGGUAUUCCAGUUCUUCUAUUCAGUGGCUUUUUUGUGAACUUCGAGACAAUCCCCAAUUACAUGCAGUGGUUGACGUAUGUGUCUUACGCAAGAUACAGUUGGGAAGGUAUUAUCGUCGUUAUUUACGGCAACAACCGAGCACCACUCGACUGCGACGCAGCCCGGUGUAUAUUUCGGAACUGUUCCGAUGUUCUGUCCACAAUGGACGUAAAAGAGGACGCUUUGGAACUGAAGGGAGCAAAAAUCUAUUUAAAUUGUGUUGUGUUGGGGGGAUUUUUCUUAGUACUUCGUUUGGUUACAUACUUUGUCCUACGGUUCAGAUUAUGGUCUCACAGGUGAAGCUAUUUAGAAGUAUAAGUUAUUCACUUCAUCGUCCAUACCUCUAAUUAUAUAUAUAGAUAUAUAAUUAGACUAAAUGGUUGAUUUACGCUAUCAAAUAUUUCCACUCAUUUUAGAAACUUUAGUUGAGAGUAAUUAAUCACAAAACCCCCAUGAUCUAUAUAAAGUUUUGAUAGUAUAAAUCAGCCUGUGGGCUUUCCUUGUGAUAAGACUGUGGUCGCAUUUUUGAAGAUGGGAAUAAUAGUAACAAUUUGAGAAAAUUUAAAUUUUGAGAAAACGCAAGGGUUCGUAUAUAAGCACUUGAUAUUAAUUCAAGUCUAUUUGCAUCCACCAUUAUUCUUUUAAUGAUUUUGAAUGAUUAACACUCCAGUCACAAAGCACGCUAUGAGGGCUAUGGUGAAGGGGAAGUGUAGUAAAUCUAUACAAGUUUGAUCCUAGAGGAAGCAUCGCGAAUUCAACUUUCUUUCACUAGGGGUUUGGUCAAGCUUUCAUGUGACCCAUUUGGUCUUAACCAUAUAUUUUUAAUUUGGUGCACGUCACAUUACGCCGACUGCUUUAGGAAAAUGUUAUUGUAGACCGUGACAUUGGUGUCCAUAGAUCAAGGAACUUUUAUCUCGGUUGCAUGCAUGACCACAGUCUUAUUAUCAUUUGCCCAUAUCAUAUAUCUUUUCCUAUUUACAAACCGCGCUUAAUCAUAUAUGUUAUACUGUAUGAAUAUGUAUCUAGAAUUAUAAUCAAAUAUUAUUGAGACUCAAAA